AGAGAAGGAGGCCGAAGGCAAGGGUCGUCUGGGAGUAAAUGCCGGCUGAAAGCACUGCUGAGGAUCGGGCCCAGGGCUGUCGGUCGCCAGGCACUUGUGGUAGCUGCCGGCGCGAGCCUAGGUGCCUCCUCCGGAGUAAGUCCUCAGCGAUGCCUCCCGGGGCCUGCUCAAAAGCCAGCCUGAUUGAAAUGCAUUGGGCCUUCCUCUCCUAGCUAGCUUGGCUGCCGCUUCCCAAGAAGGACUGCGCCUUGGAUCUUAACCCAGAUCAGGAAUUGCUGCUGGCCCACUUUUUCCCUCGGAUCCGAAGCCUCUGGCGCUCCUGGCGUGGUUCCACCGCUCUGUCCCAGGCUUGACCCGGACGGCCGGUCAAUGUCACCCUGAAAGGGCAUGGAAGGCUCCAACGGGUUUGGGAUCGACUCCCUCCUGUCCCAUCGGCCCGGGAGCCCCGCCGUCUCCAAAGGGGACCCGCUCAUGGGGGAAGGCCGAUCCCCUUUGGAACUCAGCCCCCGCUCCGAAAUCAGCAGCGGCUGCCCGUCGCCACCCUCGCCCGGCAGGGACUGCCUGGAGGCGGCGGCGGCUCCGAGACAAGGCGGCUUGGCGGGGGUGGGCCUGGAGGCUCACCUCCAAGGCGGACAGGUCUCGGCCCCGUCGCAAUCCAGAACGGUGACCUCUUCCUUCUUGAUCAGGGAUAUUUUGGCCGAUUGCAAGCCUUUGGCGGCCUGCGCCCCUUACUCCAGCACCAACGGACAGAGCGCGCAGGAGGCGCCGGUGAGGAUCCCCUCCAAGUCCGGCGAGGACUUUCGAGAGAAAAACCCCAACAGCAGCAACUCCUCUUCAGAUACGGAAUACAAAGUAAAAGAAGAAGGGGACAGAGAGAUCUCUAGCUCCAGAGAGAGCCCCCCAGUGCGGCUGAAAAAACCUCGCAAAGCCCGUACGGCCUUCACGGAUCAUCAGCUGGCACAACUGGAGCGCAGCUUUGAGCGGCAGAAAUACCUGAGCGUCCAGGACAGGAUGGAGCUGGCCGCCUCGCUCAACCUCACGGACACCCAAGUGAAGACCUGGUACCAGAACAGAAGGACCAAAUGGAAAAGGCAGACGGCGGUGGGCCUGGAGCUGCUGGCUGAAGCCGGGAACUAUUCGGCCCUCCAACGGAUGUUCCCGUCGCCCUAUUUCUACCCGCAGAGCUUGGUGUCCAACCUUGACCCGGGGGCCGCCCUUUACCUGUACCGUGGGCCCAGCGCCCCACCGCCAGCCCUGCAGAGACCACUGGUCCCCCGGAUCCUCAUCCAUGGACUUCAAGGGGGCAGUGAGCCCCCACCGCCCUUGCCUCCGCUGGCGGGAGUCCUGCCCCGGGCGGCUCAGCCGCGGUGAGCAGCGGGGGGCCCCACCAGGCGCCGCUUCUGGAGGACCACGUGGGGACACCACCCACCCUCAGGCCUGGCCUGGCUCCUCACCAGUGCCACAGAAGAACACGCGUGCAUAAGCAAGAGAACAAACUCACUCCGGAUUGACUCUGACAUCAGAUCUGGGUUGGCAGUUGGGGGUGGGUGGGGGGCUUGGCCUGACACGCAGCUGUGGUGCACAUGUCCCAGGGCCUCCUUCACACAACCACCUGACUGGUGUUUUGUGUUUCGCCCCCCUCCUCUACACACCAACCAACCAGUGGCAAACAGCCUGCAAUUACACAUACACACGUUCCCUUUCCCACCUGUCUGCACUGGACACCCUGCUCUUCAUACCCUUCGCUUCUCAUAGACUCUGGUUUGCACUCACAGUUAACACAAACCCAGAGUCCCUUCCCCUAGAACUGGGCCGCCCCUGGUUGCCAUUCUCCCCCCCCUUUCAAAAUUCCUGCACCUUUUAGACCUGUGCAACAGGUAGACAUUCAACAGAUGCAGAUUUCCCCCUAGCAAGGCGGGAAUGCUUUGCCUGAUUUGAAGUAGCCGCCUAGCACACAGGACCCUUUCCAGUACACAAACGUGGUCUGAUAUUCCUCCUUUUGGUAGUACCCCCUUUCCGAAGAACCUUUCCCCCCCCCCCACAGCCCAAGGACCACAUUUCUUCCUGGGCAAUCUCCUAGGGGCAAUGGAUAGGGCCAGAAGUAAAAAUGGGUCGGGUGACUCUCCCCCAGUGUACCGAACUGAGAUGGCCAUCUGCACGCAGUUCUCUCCACACACACCCAGUGGUCCUCUGCACCCCUCCAGCCAGACGAGGAAGAGGCAUGAUCAGAGGUCAAGGACACAUUCAAGCCAGGCAAAAGCACUCUGGCAGGGUGCAGCGCAGGGCCUGGGGAGAACCCUGCAGGCCAGUUAGAGAGGCUUGGAGGGCCUCAUUUGGAGGGUGUCAGCCCUGUUCUGCAUACCUGAAGGCCCACCUCUGGUCCACGCACACAGAGCGACUCUCGGCGAACAGACUAUCCUGAAUGCACACAUACUUACGUACAGAUACAUGGGCCCUUCUGCCAGAGUGUAGCAUUGCUUGAUGUCUUUUGCAUUGGCAGGAUCUGGCCAAAGUUUAGCACUUUUUAAAAAAGUCCCCUUGAUUUCAACUGGAGGGAACAGAGUUGAGGUGCCUGCAGGGGUGCAGUCCUCCAGGGUCGCCCUGGGUUGUA
Molecule: messenger RNA, 2611 nt
Organism: Rhineura floridana
Lineage: Eukaryota; Metazoa; Chordata; Lepidosauria; Squamata; Rhineuridae
Gene: BARHL1
Product: BarH like homeobox 1
Exons: 4
Coding region: 388-1371 (327 amino acids)
Biological process (GO): regulation of transcription by RNA polymerase II
Cellular component (GO): nucleus
Molecular function (GO): DNA-binding transcription factor activity, RNA polymerase II-specific; RNA polymerase II transcription regulatory region sequence-specific DNA binding
Source: RefSeq, a predicted model, not a curated record